AUGGAGGAGGGGUGUUACCAAUACUAGCCUUUCUCCUCUUCGGACCUUUAUAAUUGGAAGACACAUAACCCCCCCUUUUCAUAGGACUCGCAGGCCUUGACAGGUCUUAUUGAAUCUAUCCUCAUCACCCACCAGCCCACCUGGGAUGACUGCCAACAACUCCUGCAGACUCGCCUCACAACCGAGGAGAGACAACAGGUGCUCCUAGAGGCCCGGAAGACCAUACAGGGGCCAGAUGGCAGACCCACCCAGCUCCCCAAUGAAAUAGAUGAAGUCUUUCCCUUGAUCAGACCGACAGAUUGGGACAUCAACACUGCAGCCUGUAGGGAGCAUCACUGUCUUUAUCACCAGUCUCUUUUGGCAGGUCUCAAAGGGGCAGGAAGGAGCCCCACAAAUUUGGCUUGGAAGAAACCGCCAAGGUUUCUAGAGUGUUUGAUGGAAGCCUACAGAAUGUAUACCCCCUUUGGCCCCCAGGCUCAGGAUAGGGAGGCCGAUAUAGUCAUGCCAUUCAUUGGACAAUCAGUGCCCAAUAUACGUACGAAACUACAGUGCCUUGAGGGGCUACAGUGGUACACCCUUCGAAACUUAGUAAAGGAAGCAGAAAAGAUUUUCAAUAAGAGAGAGACUCCAGAAGAAAAAGAAGAAAGUUAUGAAAUGCAGGAGGGCAGGGAAAAUGCAAGAGACAAAAAGCAAAACCAAGAGCUGGCUAAGAUUUUGAUCACCAUAGUUCAGAGAUCAGAACAUAGGCCAGGUCAGACAGGGAACCUGGGAGACAAAAGGAGAACAAGAGUGGAGAGAGACCAGCGUGCUUAUUGCAAGGAAAAGGGACAUUGGGUCAAAGAUUGCUCGAAGAAUCCAAGGUGGAAGCCCAUUCCCGUUCUCUCUCUGGAAGAGGGAGACUAGGCCAGUCAAGGCCAGGUGCCUCCCCCUGAGCCCAGGGUAACUCUUAACGUUGGGGGGCAACCCAUAACUUUCUUGGUAGACAUGGGAGCUCAGCAUUCAGUCCUGACUCAGACCCAGGGACCCCUGAGCACCUGGAUGGCCUGGGUCCAGGGUACCACCUGAGGAAAGCUACACUGAUGGACAACUGAACAUAAGGUCCACGUGAGCACUGGACAUGUGACUCACUCUUUCUUGCUGGUGCCCGAAUGUCCUUACCCCUUAUUAGGGAGAGACCUCCUCUCUAAAGUGGGAGCCCACAUUCACUUCCACCAGAAGGGGGCCACCAUCACAGGAGAGGGGGGACAACCCCUCCAAGUAUUGACCUUAAAGCUCGAGGAUGAAUAUAGACUUCUAGAGGAUCCCUCACCCCCCUCACCAACCAUGGAGUCUAGCUGGUUAGAAAAAUAUCCCCAGGCCUGGGCAGAAACAGCAGGCAUGGAUUUGGCUAAAAAACAGCCUCCUUUAAUUAUCAACCUCAAGCCCUCAGCCACCCCAUUGGCCAUUAAACAAUAUCCUUUGAGCCAAGAGGCCCAGGAAGGAAUCAAACCACAUAUUAAUAGACUAUUACAACAAUGCAUCCUUAGGCCCUGUCGCAGCCCUUGGAACACCCCUGUUCUCCCCAUAAAGAAACCAAGUACGGGGGAGUACAGGCCAGUUCAAGACCUGCAGGAGGUCAACCAAAGAACUGAGGACAUCCAUCUGACGGUACCCAAUCCUUAUAACUUUCUGAGUAUGUUGCCUCCGAGCCACAUCUGGUACACGGUGCUAUAACUUAAGGAUGCAUUCUUUUGCCUCAGACUGAGUCCCCAGAGUCAGCCCACAUUCGAAUUUGAAUGGAAGGACCCCAAAACUGGGUUUUCUGGCCAGCUCACUUGGACACGGCUCCCCCAGGGGUUCAAGAACUCACCAACCCUCUUCGAUGAGACCCUACACCAAGACCUAGCAGACUCAAUCCAUAACCCUAACCUGAUCCUGCUUCAAUACGUAGAUGACCUUCUCCUGGCAGCGGAAUCUGAACAAGACUGCUUCCAAGGUAUCGGGGCCUUACUGCAAAAGCUGGGGGAACUGGGAUACAGAGCUUCAGCAAAGAAAGACCAACUUUGCAGGGGGCAGGUCACCUACUUCGGAUACCGGCCCCAGGGUGGCCAGAGAUGGCUAACAGAAAGCCAUAAGCAAGCUGUGGCCCUGAUUCCACCACCCAAGAGCUCCCGGGAAGUUCGAGAAUUCCUGGGAAGUGCAGGGUUCUGCCGUCUCUGGAUCCUGGGUUUUGCGGAGCUGGCAGCCCCACUGUAUCCUCUGACUAAAGCUAGCACCCCUUUUACAUGGACAGAGGAGCAUCAGAAGGCCAUUGAUGGCAUCAAAAAGGCCUUACUGUCUGCCCCUGCACUAAGCCUCCCCAACAUAAACAAGCCUUUCACCCUUUAUGUGGAUGAAAAGGCUAGGAUGGCAAAAGGGGUCUUAACAAAACAACUCGGACCCUGGAAGAGACCUGUAGCAUACUUCUCUAAGAAAUUGGACAAUGUGGCCAUGGGCUGCCCCCCCUGCCUCCAGAUGGUGGCUGCUGUGGCAGGUCUAGCCAAGGACAGAUUGAUUCUGGGUCAGCCACUCACGGUGAUAGCCCCCCAUGCAAUUGAGGCAGUGGUCCAACAACCCCCCAAUCGAUGGCUUUUGAGCACACAUUACCAGGCUCUGAUCCUCAACCCAGACAGACUGCUAUUCAGGGCAGCAACAUCUUUAAACCAGGCCACCCUCCUUCUGGAUGCGAAAGCACAAACCUCUCUGCCCCAUAACUGCUGCCUGAUCCUGGCCAAGACCUGUGGAGCCCGAGAAGACUUGAUGGAUCAACCGCUACCAGGAGCCGAGCACACCUGGUUCACGGAUGGGAGCAGUUUUCUGCAAGACGGUAUACAAAAGGCAGGGGUGGAGGUGGUGGAUGGGCAGACUAUAACAUGGGCCAGUGCUUUGCUGCCAGGAACCUCAGCCCAGACAGCAGAGCUGAUUGCCCUGACCCAAGCACUCAAAAUGGCUGAAGGCCGUAGAGUCAAUAUCUAUACAGACAGCCGCUAUGCAUUUACUACAGCUCAUGUACAUGGAGAAAUUUAUGGGAGACGGGGACUUUUGACUUCAGCAGGAAAAGACAUUAAAAAUAAGACUGAGAUCCUAGAGCUCUUGCAGGCUCUUUCUCUGCCACAAAGAUUGAGCAUUAUACAUUGCCCCGGACACCAGAAAGGAAAUGACCCAGUGGCUAGAGGGAACCUAAUGGCUUUGUCACAACUACAUCGAUGGACCCACCUCGGGCACAAAAAGCUAAAAGCCCUUCUACAACGAGAAGAACAAACCUACUAUAUCCACAACCUCAAUGCUCUCAUCCAACAGAUCACUAGCACCUGUACCCCCUGUGCAAAGGUGAAUACAGGACGGUUCAAGUUGCCUGAGGGAACCAGGGUUAGAGGAGAAUGGCCAGGGACCAACUGGGAAGUUGAUUUCACCAAAAUCAGACCCAGUAGCUUUGGGAACAGGUACCUCCUGGUUUUUAUAGAUACUUUAUCAGGAUAGACAGAGGCUUUUCCUACUAUGCAUGAGACCGCAUGGGUGGUGGUCAAGAAGAUUGUUGAAGAGAUCUUCCCGAGGUUCGGACUGCUUAAGGUAAUAGGGUCCGAUAACAGACCUGCCUUUGUCUCCCAGGUAAGUCAGUUGGUGGCCAAAACAUUGGGGAUCAAUUGGAAAUUACAUUGUGCAUAUCGCCCCCAAAGUUCAGGUCAGGUAGAACGGGCAAACCGAACAAUUAAAGAGACCCUGACCAAAUUAGCCUUAGAGACUGGCGCUAAGGACUGGGUACAGCUCCUGCCCAUGGCCCUAUUUAGGGUUCGGAAUACCCCCUCGGUACAUGGGCUCACACCUUUUGAGAUUUUGUUCGGAGGACCCCCACCUAUUAUGGAUGUGUUCCCUGCUGAUCCUAACCACUCCGUUAACCCCCCAUCCCUUCAGGCCCGACUACGAGCACUCCAGAUUAUUCAAAACCAGAUCUGGAAACCAUUGGCUGCAGUGUACCAGGCCGGAAACCCUGCUGUACCUCAAUUCCAGAUUUCAGACUCUGUAUACAUCAGAUGCCACCAGUCUAAGACCCUUGAGCCUCGCUGGAAGGGCCCCUACACUGUGUUUCUGACCACCCCCACGGCACUCAAGGAGAACAGGAUCGCAGCAUGGGUCCACGCUUCACACGUCAAGGCGACUAAUGAGACCCCGGAAUGGAAGCUACAGCGCACUCAAAACCCGCUCAAGAUAAGACUUUUAUGCAAUGUUUGAUUAUUUCACUAUGCUCGAUGCUUUUCCAUUUCUCAGCCCUAGUUAAAGGAGCCCCACAUGCCCCCCAGCAGCUAACUUGGCAGGUGAUAUCCCAGACAGAGGAGGUCGUCUGGUCAGUCACUAGCCUUCAGCCACCC
Molecule: messenger RNA, 4385 nt
Organism: Cricetulus griseus (Chinese hamster)
Lineage: Eukaryota; Metazoa; Chordata; Mammalia; Rodentia; Cricetidae
Source: RefSeq, a predicted model, not a curated record